UGUACGUAUGUAACCCUGACCCAAAAAGAGGUCUUGGGUUAUAGUAUUAUUUUAUAUGACUGUGUUUACUAUUUGCAUAAUUUCCCUUUUUCUAAUCUUUUAUGAUGUUUUAUCUUUUCUACUGGUGACUUGUGUUCCAGUAGACCUUUGAUCUUUUCCUGCUUUUGUUAAAGCCUGUCUUUGAUCUUGCCCACUUCCUGGAAGAAUAGAGGAUGUCUUUUGUGUCCUCUGCCUUUUAUUACUGACUGGUGCCCCAGUUGUGUACUCUUCCAGGAGCUAAGCAGGAUGUAGGGACACUUAAUCCCUGGUUGUUGAUCACACCUUGCAGAAGCUGUGAAAACCACAAACUCUGCUGAGUGUUCAUCUGCCUGGUUACUAACUGACCAAUCAGUAUUAGAGUCUUGUGUGACAAUUUGAAGUUGGACCAAUGAGAGCCUGGCUAGUCAUGUGAUCAGGGCAUGGUCUUGGUGCUAGCUGCCCCAAAAUUUUAGCAGAGCUUGGCAUUCCUGAUUCUGCCACCGUGCUGACUGCAUGCCUGCCAUUUUCACCAGCCAUUUUGCAUCAUUUUGUUGUUCGAUUGGAGGAUCCUGAUUCCAAGUUCCCUCCUUUUUGCACGAAUGUUGGCUCUCUGUUUUAGACUGGACCGGCCGUGUCACCUCAAUUUCAAGGGAGACCUAGACGGGACCAUCUGAGUGUUCCCCGAUCUGCCCUCCAGACACCACAUUGCCUGCUCCAGCACUUCCAAGAUCCAUCGGUAUCCCCGACGUCCGAGACCAACAGCUGUCCAGCACGUCGGAGAACCAUCAUUUCCUUCGGCAUCCAAGACAUUGGAGCGUCCCUAGACACAGCCACCAGCAUUGCCCUAGACAAAGCCACUUCAUCUUUCAAGACCUCGCAAGUAUCCCUUUGUUUUACCGUACCGACAAAUGACGAGAGUCGUCAAUUUCUUCUUCAAGUUCAACUAGUCUACUUUGUCACAUCGUUCUUCCAUCGUCUUCAAGCUCUUCUACGCCAUGUAUGGACUCCCGAACUACCGCGGAUGGACGAAAUCGCGAGUUUAAUCAUUUUAUAGUUUUGGCGCCCUUUUUUCCCGAGCUCUAGCUUUGUAUUUUAAAUUUUACAGGAUCCUGUGUUUUCUGUGAAGUAUAUUUAAUAUCAUUGCAUUUUUUACUUGAAUUGCCAUUGCUUGAGACCGUUUUAUUUCUGGCAAUAAAACAUAUUUCAUUGUGUACGUAAAUCCUGAAUUGUGUGAAGUCAAGAGUUCUUUUUCAAAAGGGAGUUAAAUUAAUAUAAAAUUUGGUUCCUGUUAUUUUGAAAUGUGAACCACGGGUUACAUUUUGGGGGCUUGUCCGGGAAAGUUUUAUUUUUUUGAUUUGACUUGACUUUGAGUAUAAGGGAUUUGUGUGCACAUUGAUUUUGUUUUGUUGUUGGAUUGAGAGUCGGUAUUUAUUGUUUGAUAUUGUUCAUUGAUUGAUGCUAACGGUUACUCUCAUGUUAUUUACUCUGUGAUUGCUAUUGCUCUAUUGAUUGACGCUAACUGUUUUCUCAAAGGUAUAUUAUUUAUCCUGUGAAUUAUUUUUUAUACUUGCCAAGAGAGCCAACAUCCGUGCAAAUUCCCAUUUUUUGGCUAUUCCCCAUUGUUCUAUGCGUAUUGUAUUUUCUGUUUGUUCAAAUUUCACUUGUGUCACACUAUGGCGGAUGCAGCACUCAGACAGAAGGGUGUGGAUUGGUGUAAGAAGGAUGAUCUCCGACCCACUCACUCUGUUUUGUUGACAUUUCAACUGUCUAGCCCAUUGGUUGAAGAUACAGAUAUUUUUGCCUGUUCUUUGCAUGAUAUUUUCCCUUCAUUGGAAGGUCUUUCUAGGAAAGACACUGAUGACCAGAGUUCUGCUAUUUUCCUCUGUGAUUUCUCUCAGCCCAUCUCUUCUCUAGGACUAAGGACCGAGAUUAAUCUCAGCUGUCACGGGUCAUCGACACUCUGUCGAGUCAUCCGGCUGGAUGACUCCCCAUCAAAGCGUGUCACCAUUAGCCACCUACGGAAGAGUGGUGUGCUGAACGCAUGGAACCUGAGAGAGAGGACUCCUGCAUCUCAGUCUCCGUCCACUUCAGAUUCUAAUUCUUCUUCCCAACAAUCUCUUCCUUCCGACUUCACUAGAUCUUUUGCUCGCUGUACUCUGGCAGCAAACUACAGAAAGCUCAGAUGUUUUUCUGGUUCCUCCACACCGUCCCGUGAUGAAGAUGACUACGUCUCCUGGAUAGACCAUGUCGAGGGGCAGAUGGAUGAGUGGCAGGAUCUUGAUGAUGCCGAGAAGAGGAAACGCAUUCGCGAGGCUUUGCGUCCACCCUCGCUGAACAUCAUCAAUGAUCUGCGUCGAGACAACCCUGCUGCUAUGUCACAUGAGUAUUUGAAGGCUCUCGACAUUGCGUUCGGCGACACUGAGACGGACGACGAGUUAUUUGUGAAAUUUCACAGUUUGACUCAGACCGAAGGCGAGUCUCCAUCGAAGUUUCUGACGAGGUUGCAGAAUGUGUUGAGGCGAGCACUGAGGAGGGGUGUUGUCCCUCAUGCCCAGUCCAACAGGGUGCGGCUUACUCAAUUCAUCCGUGGUAUUCUGUUCGACGAGAUGCUACUGGUCAACCUACAACUUAGGGACAAGAUGGAUCAGCCACCAUCGUUCCUGAGCCUGCUGUCCAUGGUUAGGAAACAGGAGGACGAGACCAGACUCAAGUCAGAAAGUCGUGGUCGUCCAACCAGAGGACCGGGAAAGGCCCAGCACCUACAGCAUGCUGCAAAUCCUCAGACUCAGUUUUCUCACUCUGCCGAUCCUCAGGCACAUUUCUCCCACUCUGCCCAUCCUCAGGCACAUUUCUCCCACUCUGCCCAUCCUCAGGCACAUUUCUCCCACUCUGCCCAUCCUCAGGCACAUUUCUCCAACUCUGCCCAUCCUCAGGCACAUUUCUCCCACUCUGCCAAUCCUCAGGCACAAUUCUUCCAUCAGAAUGCCUCGCCCAUGCAGCAUUCCACUCCACAGACGCCGACUCAUGGUUUCCGAGGCCCUGCAAAAGGACGGCAACCCCGCCAGAACCCUGACCGAGGCCAUGAGAGGGGCACUCUGGUAGAUUUUUGUUUCUCGUGUGGCCAGGAAGGACACAUUCGCCGGAGAUGCAUGAACCCGGCCAACGCUGAAGUUGUCAACAGAAAGUUGAUCAAGUUUGUUCUUGGUGGACCGUCGGGAAACGGGCAAGGACAUCUGCAGGAGGGGACCCAGAUGUCCGAACGCCAGUAAACCCCAAGGUUCAGUACGAGACAGGGACAGAUGUUCCUCAGGGAUUGAUUGGUGACACAAUCACACCGCGGUGUUGGGUUGAUGGACUCAACACCCACUGCUUACUAGACAGUGGUUCUCAAGUAACUUUGAUAUCCAAAAGUUUCUUUGACUGUCUCAACCGUGAUCUGCACCCUCUUAAUGAUCUUGUUUUGUUUCAUGGAGGUGAUGGAAAGAUGCCAUACUUAGGUUGGACUUAUGUCUCUAUGGGGUUUGACGACUCCUUCAGUGGGACCAGUAGUCAGUUCAACACCUUUGCUUUGGUCGUCCCAGAUGGGCGAAACUCCA
Molecule: messenger RNA, 3614 nt
Organism: Patiria miniata (bat star)
Lineage: Eukaryota; Metazoa; Echinodermata; Asteroidea; Valvatida; Asterinidae
Product: modulator of apoptosis 1-like
Exons: 1
Coding region: 1692-3287 (531 amino acids)
Molecular function (GO): zinc ion binding; nucleic acid binding
Source: RefSeq, a predicted model, not a curated record